Messenger RNA from Symbiodinium sp. CCMP2456, 1587 nucleotides. Lineage: Eukaryota; Dinophyceae; Suessiales; Symbiodiniaceae. The record is from the annotation of a GenBank genome assembly.
AUGAAGCUCAACAUCUCGAAUCCCACGACGGGGAUGCAGAAGCUGGUAGAGAUCGACGACGACAAGAAGCUGUACCCGCUCUUCGACAAGCGCAUGGCCAGCGAGGUUUCGGGCGACUCUUUGGGAGAUGAGUUCAAGGGUUACGUCUUUCGCAUUGGUGGUGGCAACGACAAGCAGGGCUUCCCCAUGAAGCAGGGCGUGAUGAGCAACAACCGUGUGCGUCUCCUUUUCAAGAAGGGGAUGUCCUGCUACCGUGAGCGCCGUUCCGGCUGCCGCAAGCGCAAGUCGGUUCGAGGCUGCAUCGUGGGCCCGGACCUGGCUGUUCUGCACCUGGUGCUGGUGAAGAAGGGCGCAGAGGACAUCCCAGGCCUCACUGACGACCAGAAGCCCCGCCGCCUUGGCCCAAAGAGGGCCUCCAACAUUCGAAAGCUGUUCGGCUUGGAGAAGAAGGACGAUGUCAGGCAGUUCGUGGUCCGCCGCGAGAUCAAGGAGGGCAAGAAGACCAAGGCACCCAAGAUUCAGCGCCUCAUUACGCCCCAGCUUCUCCAGAGGAAGCGCUACUUCAAGGCCAUCACCCGAAAGCGCAUGGAGGCCGGAAAGGAGGCCAAGGCCGCCUACGCCCAGCGCGUCAUCGAGUACCACCACGAGCAGAAGGAGGUCAAUCGGCAGACCGAAAAGGCUUCGAAGUCCUUUCGGCGGAAGCAUGGCUUGAAGCGAGUGGGUAGCCAAGGGCUGGAAAAGCUCCAGUCUCAUCGCAUGACGUGGCAUGUUGCAGGGCGACGGCUCAAAGCGAGAGCUGAGCAGAGUGAGUUCUUUGCUACUCCAAGGAGGGCCUUUCUGGCCAAUACAGCGGACGCGCCAGCCUUCGGAAUGAAAGCAGUGGGGCACGAGGCUUUGGACUGGUUGUCGGAGGCGCCGCUCUGGCACUGGGAGCCGAGAGUUUCUGUUGGAAGGCAGGAGAGGACCAAAGGGAGUGCCACCUCGCUCCGUGCUGUGACAGAGGUCGCGCAGGUGAAGUUGUCCAAGAUCACUGGUGGGAAAGCCACGCCAGCCCCACCAGUGGGCCCUGCCAUUGGGGCAUUCGGCUUGAACAUCGCCAUGUUCGUGAAGGAGUACAAUGCUUUGACUGCAGACAAGGUCGGCCAGACCUGCCCUUGCAUCGUCCAUGUAAUGAGCGACAAGAGCUUCAAGAUCGAGCUGAAGACACCGCUCACAGCUGCGCUCCUUCACAAGGCCGUGAACAAACAGAAAGGCUCUGGCAAAGCAGGCACAGACAUCAUCGGCAGCAUCACCGUCGAAAAGUUGGAGGAGAUUGCGAAGAUGAAGCUGCCGGACUUGAACUGCGAGGACAUCACCCGAGCCAUGAAGAUCGUGCAUGGAACGGCCGUGGCCUCCGGCAUCAAAGUCGAAGGCUACGAGGAGUGGAUGGAGACCGCUGUGCCGAAGCCAAAGACAAUCAUGGACAGAUACGGUCCAGGAGUGGCCAAGUUGCCGGCACCGUGGGGAGAGGGGCCGCCACUGGAGGCUGCUGGAGACGAAGCAGCUGAGCCGGUUGAAGCAGCUGAACCAGUUGAAGCAGCUGAAUAG